This is a messenger RNA of Apis cerana (Asiatic honeybee), 705 nucleotides long. RefSeq lists its product as uncharacterized. Lineage: Eukaryota; Metazoa; Arthropoda; Insecta; Hymenoptera; Apidae. Gene Ontology annotation, molecular function: odorant binding. The record is from RefSeq and is a predicted model, not a curated record.
UUUUCGUUGAUAAAAUUAUUUGCAAUAUCAUUUAUUGUAAUAAAGAGAGAGAGAAAUUCUGAGAUAGAAAUAAUUAAGGUACUUAGAGUAUAAAAAGACCCAUGCAUUCAAUAUUUGUUCAGUUUUCCUUGGAUAUAUUUCAAGAACAUUCGAAUCUUCUUUAUUUGAAAUCGAUAUUUAAAAGAAAAAUGAAAACGAUCGUGAUUAUUUCUGCUAUUUGCGUUUGCGUUGGUGCAUUGACACUUGAAGAAUUACAAAUAGGGCUACGUGCUGCGGUGCCAGUUUGUAGGCUAGAAACAAGCAUUGAUCAAUCACAAGAAGAUAAUUUUCGUGACGGCAACAUUGAUGUAGAAAAUGAAAAAGUUCAAUUGUUUUCUGAAUGUUUAAUAAAAAAAUUCAGUGCUUAUGACGAUGAUGGAAACCUAAACGAAGUUGUGGUCAGAGAAAUAGCGAGAUUAUAUAUCGAUGAAAACGAAGUUAAUAAAUUAGUCGCUGAAUGUUCGGUUAUCACUGAUGCCGACAUUCGUCUAAAAUCUAGUAAAUUAUUGAAGUGUUUUGCAAAAUAUAAAACAUUGAAUGAAAUGAUGAAUGCCUAAAUAUUCAACUAUCAAAAAGAAAGAAGAUUUAUUUGUAAUAAAAUAUAUUUUCUUACAUUGAUUAUAGAAAAUAUGUAAAGAAUUAUAUCAAUAAAUUAAUAUACGAUUA